Messenger RNA from Urocitellus parryii (Arctic ground squirrel), 536 nucleotides. RefSeq names its product S100 calcium binding protein A9 (gene S100a9). The record is from RefSeq and is a predicted model, not a curated record. Gene Ontology annotation, cellular component: nucleus; cytoplasm; extracellular exosome. Gene Ontology annotation, molecular function: calcium ion binding; calcium-dependent protein binding. Lineage: Eukaryota; Metazoa; Chordata; Mammalia; Rodentia; Sciuridae. Gene Ontology annotation, biological process: antimicrobial humoral immune response mediated by antimicrobial peptide; neutrophil aggregation; leukocyte migration involved in inflammatory response.
CCCGGAGCUGCCUAUAAAUGCCAAGCCAGCACCUCCCUGUCAGAGGCUCUGUGUGGAUCCUGGACUUUGAGUGCAAGAAGAUGGCUCAAGAAUUGUCACAGAUGGAACGCAGCAUAGAGACGGUGAUCGACGUCUUUCACCAGUACUCAGUAAGGUUAGGGGACCGAGACACCCUGAACCAGAAGGAAUUCAAACARCUGGUGAAGACAGAGCUGAAAAACUACCUCAAGAAAGAGAGUAAGAAUGAGAAGGUCAUAAAUCACAUCUUGGAGGACCUGGACACCAACCUGGACAAGCAGCUGAGCUUUGAAGAGUUCAUCAUGCUGAUAGCAAAGCUGACCCAUGCCUCCCACGAGGAGAUGCACAAGAACACCUCCAAUACGGAAGGUCACAGCCAUGGGCCAGGCCUUGGGGGGUCCUGCUAAUCGGGAGGCCACGCCACCCUGCAUCUGGCCAGCCAGGGCCUCGGGGAAUGAUGGGUCCCACUGCCUUGGCUGUGGCCGUGAGGUCAAGGGGAAAUAAAGUCUUUCACCGUG